Molecule: messenger RNA, 480 nt
Organism: Leishmania braziliensis MHOM/BR/75/M2904
Lineage: Eukaryota; Euglenozoa; Kinetoplastea; Trypanosomatida; Trypanosomatidae
Exons: 1
Coding region: 1-480 (159 amino acids)
Source: RefSeq, a predicted model, not a curated record
AUGUGUGACAGACAAAAGAGGCGAGGAGGGGAGGGCAGGUGUGAGGAGGGAUGGACGACGUGGCAGUCGCGAAGAGGUGAGUCUCUGGCGGCCCUUGCGCGACGCGUGCUGGAUGGUGCUGACGAGGUCGGCGCUGGUGGCGUGGAGCUGCCGGCGACGUGCGGCGGCGGCGGCGCUGGGCUGCGUGUGCGCGGGUUCGUGGUGGACGCGCGGACGCGUGGGGUGCCUGUGCGGAGCGCUGCUGCGCUGCGCGAUGCGCUCGCGGCGCCUGCGCAGACGCUGUCGCUGGAGGACUUCCGCGCCGUUGCUGUUGGGCCGUCGGAGCGCGACGUGGUGCUUGUGGUGUCGCGCGAGGACGCGGACGCGAAGGCGGUGCACUGGGUGAACGGCGCGUCUGAGAGUGACCUGCUCGUGACGUACCCGCUACCUGUGGAGGCGUACGAGGACAUGGGCGCGGAGGUGCGGUGCUCGAUGUUGUAG